Rhipicephalus sanguineus (brown dog tick) is the source of this 3044-nucleotide messenger RNA. RefSeq lists its product as uncharacterized. The coding region runs from base 110 to 2965 and encodes 951 amino acids. The transcript has 15 exons. NCBI's taxonomy places the organism in Eukaryota, Metazoa, Arthropoda, Arachnida, Ixodida, Ixodidae. The record is from RefSeq and is a predicted model, not a curated record.
GCGCAAUCUCGGAGGCCAUGCGCUGUCCCUCCUUUCCAUGGGAUCUGAUGCUGCGUUGCGUGCCCAGUGGCUGUAGUGGCUGUAGUGCCUUGAAACGUCGUAGUUUGUGAUGGCUGCGGCUCUAAACUUUGAAUAUGGGCGGGAUAUUUCAUUGCUUAAAAGUGCACUUCGUUUUGCAGAGCGCAUUCUUCAACAGGAGGAUUCAAGCCAGACUUUGUUUUCAUCUGACCACAGUCAUUCUAGAACUGCUGCCCUGUCUGUGUCAGACAGGAUACAAAAUGCCUACAGUGCUGGUAUUGAAUGGGCUGUUACUAGUUCAAGGCUGCAUACUGCAAUUUUUGUAAAUGUGCUUCUGUCUAAUGAUGUUGUAGGAGCAGCUGAACUGGAGUACUUUGAAUCUGUGCUUGAUGACUUACCACGUAUUGGAUGGCCCUUCUUUGCGGAACUUGUGUCAGCAUGUGGCUGGAGAGAGCCCUUUAUUGAGACCCUGAAAGCACUGUCUCCAAAAAUUAUGCUUAGAGUGCUUGAAGCCAUUCACAACAUUUCUAAAACUCUGCCUUAUAUAUGGAGCUGCACGGUGUCUACAUUAAUAUGGUCAUCUUGUAUUUCUCCUAUAAAAGGAAUUGGUACAAGCAAAGAUGAAGCACUCUCUGCUUUUUCCAAUCUACAGGCAUUACCUUCAUCGAAUGAAGCCUCACCAACAGAAGAAUGCCUUCUUGAAGACAGUAUUCAGUUCCUUGUACAUCUAUCCGAGAAUUUCAGCUCGUGUAAUAUGAAAAUAGUGGACUGGGCUCUGUCACUUGUCAAUGUCACCCUUGAUUUUUUACUAACCAUCUUUGAACCAACAGAAUUCAGCCUUUUGAACCCUAACCUCUGGCUUGCAAACUAUGACGAUAUAGGAAAAAGGGCAGAAAAGGAUUUCUAUUUAACUUCACUGUGCUGCUUUCGUGUAUUGAAUGGUCUUGCAUGGCCAGAUGUUUGCAAGCUACUAAGCCGUGCUGAUUGCUUGCUUUUUAGGGAAGUUCGAAAGGCCCUUGUGUGCUUUGGAGAGAGAUUGGCUCAAGAACAGAACAUUAAACAUUCUCUGUGCCUGACUCAUGAUUUUUGUGCUGCUAGCUGCAUUGGUGAAAAGGAAAACAAAACUUCACUUAAAGCCAGGACACAUGAGGAUCUGUGGCACUUGGUCAGAAAGAUGCAGUGUUUCCUAAGCUCCCUUGAAACUGUGAAGAAAAGUUAUGAAGCACAGAGCCCAUUUCUAGCUGGCUUGAAGGAUUUUGUCAUGAAGUGGGACCAUGAAGGAAUGGACUUGACUGUGUGUGAUAAAGACACACAAAUUAGUGCCAUUGAAAGCAUUCUCAAGCAGGGAGCUAUGCCACUGACCUCAGCAUUCACAAUUUGGAUUGUAAGCCACGAAUCACUUCUGACGCAAGAAUGGACCUGUGAUAUGCUGAACAACCAUUUGAACCUGUUAAGCCACCCAGAGCUUUUUCAUCGCCUGUUCGAAGCCGCUUUGUGCAGUGGUGUAGACGAAGUCGUAAAAAAGCUUGUACUCAAGAUAUGCAGUGCAGCACCACUGAAGUUACAAGAAGCCAUGUUGUUUUAUACAUUCAGCUCUGAGAGCUUCAGUGAUGACUCUUCACCUUUGAAGCUGACCGACUUUGAAAACCUGCUGACUGAGAAGUUGAACCUUGUUUCGGAUGCUGACCAUAGCAAUGAUCUUGAGGGUAGAGAACAGAUAUUCAGCGAGUUUGCAAGUUUAUGCUUGCAGUCUCCCUCGGAAGUCCUCGAAGCAGUUGUCGACAUGGCUGUUACUGAUGGGUGCACCUCUGCUGUUUCACAGCUGCUCAUCCACCUUAGAGUUGUCUGCCAGUAUAAAAAAAAGCAUGAUACUGAGCAAGACCUCCUUGGAAGCAUUAUUCUAGAUACAUUUCAAAGGCUUCAGGUUGGAACAUCAAAGCACCAAGACAACUUUACAGGCUUAAUAAAGGAGCUUGUUGGGCACAGUAAUGUCUUGAACUGUGACUGGUUCCUGGUUCAAAUUGUCGACUGUGUUGACAUGUUUGACGCUGAUGAUCAGUGCUUUGACACCUUCUUUCCGCUUCAAGUCAGCAUGGCAAUUGCACCAAAAAUUUCCGAGCACUAUAUUGUUCCUAUGGCCCGGAUAUUGGUUCAAAUGUUGGAUGAGGCCUGUAUGGAACUUAAUGGAGCAAGGAAACAGAAAGUUCUUCAUUUCUUGCAUGCCUACCUGAGUUUAGAUGCAUGCACUACCCAAACAAAUUUGCCGAGUAGUAUAAACCUAACUCAUGCAGCAAUAAAAUGCCUUCUCAAGAAAAAGUGCAUUUUUCAUGAAGCAUUUGGUGUGCCCAUUCACAGAGGCGAAUUGGUCCUAUUGGAUGCGAAAAAAUGGAGUUCUGAGUGCCAGGAAAUUGCAUCUCAGUUUCCCGAGUGUUCCCUCACUGAGCUUUUAAUGCCACACUUCUGCCUUUGGCUUGCAGGGGCUACUUCGGAGGAAUGGGAGAUUUUGUCAGCUCAGCUCAGGAGGGCACUGAGUAUUGAUGCAGGCCAUAGCGUGUCCCCUGCCAUCUUUAUUCGAGAACUUGUGAUGUGCCUUAUUGGUUGCAAGAGUUAUGUUGCUGUAGGCAACUGGAGCUACCUGUUCACAUGUUUUGCUAAUACUGUCAUGGCAUGCCUGAAGGGGACUAAGGAGCUUCCGGAGGAAGAUCUAUGUGAAAUUAUUUUGGCACUUGUAUUUGCCCUGUCAAGUCUACCAAGCCAGUGUUUGAAGCAAGAGCUAUUGCUACUUGUCGAUGUGGCUCAGUGUAAGGAAACUUCAGUUCUUGGAGAGGAGUUGGCGAAAUUAUUUCGGGAGGCCCUUGCAACACAGUGCUUCCAAAACGACUUUGUGUCGGGAUUGGUGAAAGCAUCAGUGCACAAGCUGCUUGCACACCAAGGCAACCAGUCAUAGUGGUGCUUUAGCAGCAUUUUCUAUGUGUUUAUAUUUGUAUAUAAGUUAAGCCUUGCCAUAAAUAAAAAUCAACAAUAGA